Fusarium keratoplasticum is the source of this 1506-nucleotide messenger RNA. RefSeq names its product MFS domain-containing protein. Gene Ontology annotation, molecular function: transmembrane transporter activity. The record is from RefSeq and is a predicted model, not a curated record. Gene Ontology annotation, biological process: transmembrane transport. The coding region runs from base 1 to 1506 and encodes 501 amino acids. The transcript has 7 exons. Gene Ontology annotation, cellular component: membrane. Lineage: Eukaryota; Fungi; Ascomycota; Sordariomycetes; Hypocreales; Nectriaceae.
AUGGCUUCUUCCAAGGGUAUAUCAGACCCUGUAGUGGUAUCAGACGUCCUUGAAGAAGGAGGCGUGAAGCCUCAUGUCGACGUCCAUGAGGAACCUUCGAUCGAUCCUGAGGAGGAGAGGAGGGUUGUCCGAAAGAUUGAUCUUCGGGUCCUGCCUCUUCUUUUCUUCAUGUACUUGUUCAAUGCUCUGGACCGAAACAAUUUGGGUGCUGCCAAGACUGAUGGUAUUGAUGUCGAUCUCGGGUUCACUAAAUAUGAGUACAACAUUCUCGUCUCUGUGUUUUACGUCCCAUACUGCGCCUUGACUGUGCCAGCAAACAUGCUCACCCGCAAACUCUCAGCCAGAUGGACACUGCCCUGCUAUCUCCUCUUCUGGGGAACCACCGUGAUUCUCUCACCGGCAUGCAAGAACUUUGCCGGUCUCGCUGCUCUCAGAAUUCUCUUGGGUAUGGCAGAAGCCGGCUUCGGAGUCGGCGGUGUCUUUUACUUGACCCAGUGGUACAAGAGAGAUGAGCUGGCCAAGAGAAUUGCCCUGUUCUAUGGCAGUCAGACCUUUUCGGGGGCAUUCUCUGGGUUGAUCGCUUUCGGCCUGUUCCAGAUUGAUGGCUCGCUUCAUGGCUGGCAGUACCUUUAUCUGGUCGAGGGUGCUCUGACAAUCACGAUUGGGUUGAUUGCUCUGGUCUUUCUCCCUCACCCCCCUCACAAGGAGUCCUCAUUCCUUACAGACCGGGAGCGAGAAAUCUGUCGUCUCCGAUCCCUCCGCGAUGCCUCUCAAGCUGUGGGAUCCAAGUUCCAGAUCCGCGACUUCUUUGCCCCCUUGAGAGACUGGAAGCUCUGGGCCUGGGCUUUUAUCGCCUUCUGCUUCGGGGUCACCAAUGCAUCCGUCGGAAACUUUACGCCUCUUAUUGUUGCUAAGCUGGGCUACUCGGCUGUCAAGACCAACUUGUACACUGUUGCUCCUUACAUGGUGUCUGCCGUGCUUCUCUUCAGCACUGCCAUCAGUUCGGAUUACUUCCGUGAGAGAACAUAUCACUUGCUCUCAGCCUUCACACUGUCUUGUAUCGGCUUCAUAAUUAUUGCCUCGAUUGAUGUCGAGAGCCAUAUAGGCGUCGCCUACUUUGCAGUCUUCCUCAUUGUUGGCGGUUGUUUCACUCCAUCUAUCGUAUUUCACUCGUGGCAUCAAAACAACGUUCUCUCCGAAGAUAGACGCGCCUUCAACAUUGCCUUCAUCACCUUCUUCGGCAAUGCAGCCGGCCUCGUCUCGAGCAACGUCUUCACCCCCGACAGCGCGCCAAAGUACAUCCCGGCACUGGUGACCAACUACUCCUUCCUGGCUGCUGCCAUCAUUGUCACCAUUCUUAUGAGGCUGUGGAUGCAGAGGCAGAAUGCUCUUCGGAACAAGGCUCAAGGGGUUAACUGGACGAGCGCAGACGUGCCGACUCAUCUGCUGCUGGCUGGUGCUUCUGAGAAUCCUCACGAGAACCCCAACUUUAGAUUUGUGCUAUAG